AAUAGUCACUGAAUGCAAAGAGGCCUACACAGGCGUGAGGGGUGUCACCCUUUUUCUUAAAUCUAGAGAGAUUGAGGUGUAUCACUUAAUAGCGGUAUUUGAUAGUAGGCCUAAGAGGCAAAAUUCUACCAUAGAAGUUGAAGCAGAGACUUUGGUUGAAGAGCAAUGAUCUUAUUCUACUGUGCCUGUGUGUUUCUCUCCCGACCAGUCAGUCAGACAGUCAGUCACCCAGCCCUUGCGUAUCCAAGGAGAUGUAAAACGCUGGCGUCAUCACGCUCUACGUGACAUCCUGGUUUAGAAAAUCGCUGAGCUGUAUGCCAACUGGAUUAUGGGAAAGACCUGCCAUGUCCCAUGAAACAUACUUACAGAUUGAGUAAAUCUACUCUUGUGUUGACGUAGCUCAUCUAAAACUACUGACUGGCGCACAAAGCUGGAUUCAAGAUGGCGUUGCACCUGCUACUACAGUCUUAGAUUAUUCAAAACGAAAUCAAAAUAUUGCCCUAGUUAAGGGCACAAGCCGAAAGUACGGGUAGGUUAUUUUACGGGUGCUUGCUGGUCCGGUUUUUAACUAAAUCACGAGACGGCGACGCUGUCCAGCUGUGAGACAAAUGUCAGCAGAGGAGCUGUCAACAUCGGACAGCGAAGCUGUUGUGGCUGGUCAUGGAGAGCGAUGGGCUCCUGUUGGAGCUGUGGCCAACCCGGAGGAUGAACGAGGGAAACGGGACUUGCUGGAGCCCAGAAGGUCAGGCUCGCUGCCGGCCAGUGAAACUGAUAUGGCUGCCAGGCUGCGGAAACUGGAAGAGGAGCGAGAACUGUCGAAUUCCUCGCUUCUCGCCCUUACUUCACACUUUGCACAGGUGCAGUUCCGACUGAAGCAGGUCGUUCAUGCACAGAACGACGAGAAGGAGAGAAUGCUCAUCGAUCUCGAGGAGUUCGCUUUCAAAGGUUGUCCGCAUGUUGUUGGCUGUCGGGCAAAGGAUGCGCAAAUGCUGGAGAACUCGAGUGAGCGGGAGAAGAGGGAGCGCUUGGAGGCCCAGAGAGAGAAGCAGAAGGAGCUGAUAGUGCAGCUGAAGACCCAGCUGGAUGACCUGGAGCGCUUUGCCUACCAGGAGGGCAGUUAUGAUUCCGUGCCUCAGUCAGUGGUGAUGGAGAAGCAAAGGGUGAUCAUUGAUGAACUGAUUAAAAAACUGGAUGUGAAUCUCAAUGAGGACAUUGGGCAGCUGAGUCCAGAGGAGCUGAGGCAGAGAGUGGACGCCGCCAUUGCCCAGAUCGUCAACCCGGCCCGGGUCAAAGAGCAGCUGGUGGACCAGCUCAAGACCCAGAUCCGAGAUCUGGAGAUGUUCAUCAACUUCAUCCAAGAUGAGGUGGGAAAUCCUUUACUCUCUGAUGGUCAACACAGCCAGCAGGCUGGGACGUCCCAACCCAACUCCAGAGGCCCAGGGGGGAGAAAGAAAGUGGACCCCGAGCAGGCCCAGAGGAUUCGUGAAACUGGCCUGCAGCUGAUCCAGCGUGCCUUGGCCGUCCUGCAGAUCUUUGCCGUGAGCCAGUUUGGCUGCGCCGCGGGCCACGUGCCCCAGACCCUGUGGUCGCAGGGCGGCGAGGCCAGCCACCCGGACUACGGCCCCCUGCUGCAGCGCCUGGAGGCGGCCGUGGAGAGCGUGCGCAUCCAGGCGGCCGGCCGCCAGUCGGUCUCCCAGGAGGAGCAGCACAUGGUCAGCUACACGGUGUGCCUGUCGCCCGGCGGGCCGCGCGACGAGCUGACCACCGCCGUGCGCAAGGACCUGGCCAUGGCCCUGCGCGACCUGCUGGCCCACGGCCUGUACGCGCCCUCGCAGGGCAUGAGCCUGGUGCUGGCGCCCAUCGCCUGCCUGCUCCCCUACGGCCCCGGCCAGGCCAAGAACAUGCACCCGUGGGAGCUCUUCGUCAAGUACUACCACUCCAAGGACGGCCCGGCGUUCGUGGAGUCGCCGGCGCGCCAGCUCUCGCAGUCCUUCAGCCUGCCGGUGGGCGGCGGCGGGGGUGCCGGGGCGGGCGCCGGGGGUCCGGUGACGGUGACGCCCAAGCAGUCGCUGCUGUGGGCCGUGCACUCGGUGCUGCACGAGCACAGCCGCUACAAGCGCGGCGCCGACUCCGAGUUCAAGGCGCUGGUGUGCGUGGCGCUCAACGAGCGGCGCCUGGUCUCCUGGAUCAACCUGCUAUGCAAGUCGGGCGCGCUGGUGGGGCCGUACUACCAGCCGUGGAGCUACAUGGCCCAGACGGGCUUCGAGGGCGCCCUGCGCAUCCUCGGCCGCCUCAGCCACCUCAAGUUCAGCCUGCCCGUCGAUCUGGCCGUGAGGCAGCUGAAGAACAUCAAGGACGCCUUCUGAAGCGGGAGAAGAUACCGGGUACCCGGGGAGACGACGGAGCCUCUUUCAGCUUUCUCGCCCCUUCUUCUCUCCCGCUCCCUCUCUCCACUCUUUCCCUCUCUUUCUCUCUGUCUCGCUGUCUCUCCCUCUAUCUCUAUCUCCUUGUAGUUCUCUCUUUGCCUUGCUGUGCUUUCCACCGACGUGCUCCUGUGUUAUUCCAACUGAAGAAAUGAUGCAGAAAAGAAAAGAAUGAGUUAGGGAGAAAAGGACGGAGGCAAAGAAAAGAUGGAGACCACAGGCGAUGGGGCCUUCACUGUUUGUCCAUUCAAACUAAUGAGAGAAGUGGGAGUCAUAAAUAUGCUGCAUUGCUAUUCCCUAGCAGGGACAUGUGUUACGAUAAAGCUUGUGUUAUCUAAUGUUACCUGCAGAAAAAUCAAACAUCCCUAAAAUGCUGGAAAGUUGUUACUUCUCCGUCUUUGCAGUGAUUUCUGCAUGAGUGCCCUGCAAAGCGGUCCAGACAAAUCGAAGUUACCAACACUAUGAUGCUUGAAUAAGUUGUCAGUGAAGUCCAUCAUAAUCAUGUGUGUAGUACUUUAUGUCCGAUAAACUGCUACUAUUAAUGGUGCAUAAAUGUUAUGCACUUUUGGAGUGUUGAAACUUUUUGCUGCAUGCCAUUGACAAUGAUUUGAAUGUUAAUGCCAAUUUUUAUCCUUCUCCUUAUGGAGAUUUAGUAUCAGUCUACUAUCAAAAAAUAUACAGUGUGUGUUCUUCAUACAUAACUGAAAAUACUCUCAAAAUUAAUCAUUUGACACUGUUACAUUGUGAAUUGUAUGUGUGUCUCUUGUAUUUAUACAGAACGUCUGUCGGCUUUAGUCAAUGAGUGGUCUCACCAUGGCGACUUGUUUUGAAAACCUCUCAAGAAUGCUGUUUGAGUGCCUAUUAGCAAGAAAAGAGCAGAGGAAACAUCCUGAUAAACCAGGACUGUUCACACAGAAACAUUAUAUGACGCUGUAACAGGUGUUAUUGGUAUAGGUGAGUCAUUGUUCACACGGCAAGUGAUGGCAGCUGUCACCCAAGACGUGGCAGUUUACUAUCUUAUGAAAUUGUCCCUGUGGAGAUCAAACUACAAGUAUCAUUAGUUACCAGACAGUAAGGGACCAAGUCACCAUGUUUCCUAGAGCUCAGUCGUUUGUCCCCUGAAUGUAGAAAAAAAGGAGGGAAAUACCUGCUGCAAACAUUACACCAUUAUAUUUUCAACUAUUUCUAAUUACCUAUAUCAUGUUAUGAAUAUAUGUCAAUUUGAAAUUGCUGGAUUUCUUCAUUUUUGUAAGCAGUUGAUGUCAUAUCCUCAACCAAAGUUGAGGAAAACAUUCUGAAACCUCAGUGGCUUUUAGUGAUCAAAAGGCCUGCUUGAAUCCUCCCUCAAGUGUCAACCUGCUGCUCAUGACCUUUUAAAGAAAGAGGCCAUUUUAGUUCAUAAUAAAAGAUAGAACUAUAUUUGUAUAAUCUAUGCUUAAGCUUCCAUUUUAUCAAUGGAAUAGGGGAAUGCUUUGUGGAAUGUUUCAAGGUGAAAUUGUUCUCUUUUGUUUGAUGAAGAGUGAUAUGUUCUGUAAUCUUUACACAUGAAAAAUAGGGUUGUCAAAGUGAACAGAACUGAAGUUCUGAAUGUACCAAAUUAUUUAUUCCCAAUCUAAUCAGGUAUAUUUGAUUUAUCUAUGUAGCAAAUUAGUGAUGUCUCUAUAGUUAACCCUUUUAUGAUAUUAAUUUACUGUAUUUGUUCAAAGGUUUUUUUCUCUUUUGUAGAUUCCUGAAAUUAUGUGUUUGUUUUGUAUUAUUUAUUUAUUUAUCUAUCAGCGAAUCACUUUAGAAGUAGUUAUUUUGGGAAACUUAAAUCUAUGUUUACCUGACAGCAAUUCAGUUACACACUUAUUUCACAGCAAGAUCUGUAGUGACUAUGUGAUUAUGUUGUUAAUUAUUUCUCAUUUGUGUUCUUAAAAAAUGAAUUUAGUGUUUAUUAGCACUCCUCUUGUACACAUCCAGUGUAAAUGAUCUACUGUUACUCCUCCGUGUAAAAUCUUGUUUUUACCCAUGUAAAAGAGACCAAAUAAACCCACCAGGAACGUGGCUGA
Sardina pilchardus (European sardine) is the source of this 4474-nucleotide messenger RNA. It is a transcript of the gene rundc1, whose product is annotated as RUN domain containing 1. The record is from RefSeq and is a predicted model, not a curated record. The coding region runs from base 609 to 2366 and encodes 585 amino acids. The transcript has 5 exons. Lineage: Eukaryota; Metazoa; Chordata; Actinopteri; Clupeiformes; Clupeidae.